Molecule: messenger RNA, 627 nt
Organism: Aspergillus saccharolyticus JOP 1030-1
Lineage: Eukaryota; Fungi; Ascomycota; Eurotiomycetes; Eurotiales; Aspergillaceae
Exons: 1
Coding region: 1-627 (208 amino acids)
Source: RefSeq, a predicted model, not a curated record
AUGGGCCACCCGGGAAAAAAGGCUAGACGCCGAGCCGCCGCCCGCAAGGCACAGCAGCAGCAGCUGGAACUGCAAGACUCGGAGCAGGGCCUCAAGAAGUGGUUUGAGCAAGAGCCGAAUGGAUCUAAGCAAGACCUGAAAGAGCCCGAGCAACCGUUCCCCGAAACGACGGGCAAAAAGGGAUACCAGAUCUCUCGCAUCGAAGCCCGCGACGCGCUGAUGGACGUCAUCCGCGGCCAUUUCGCGGGGACCGGUUGUCUCAGCGAGCUCAGCAUCGCAUGCUGGCGGCUGAACUUGAUCUGCGUCCACGCCAUCGGAUGCGAGGAGGCGCGCUGGGCCAUGGACCUGGUGGAGACCGUGCCGCUGCAAAAGGGCGACGAUUUUCAUGGGAUGGUGCGCAUGCCCGCCUGGGAGCGCAGGUUCCUCAUCGCGCGCCAGGCCACCAUGCUCCCGUGGUACCUGCAGCGACCGGUCGUCAUGCGCGGCGGCGCCUUUUUCACGGUCGACGGUCAUGUAUUGGAGGUUUGCGUGCUUGAGUCGGUGAUUCGGCCGUUCGAGCGCGGAUUGAACGCCCCCUUGCGCCUGGAUUUGCCCUCGGGGAGGGAAAUCCGGGCUCUUCUUGGUUGA